Messenger RNA from Vicia villosa (hairy vetch), 1413 nucleotides. RefSeq names its product rhodanese-like domain-containing protein 11, chloroplastic. The transcript is spliced from 10 exons. Lineage: Eukaryota; Viridiplantae; Streptophyta; Magnoliopsida; Fabales; Fabaceae. Bases 170 to 1042 code for a protein of 290 amino acids. The record is from RefSeq and is a predicted model, not a curated record.
CGGGGAUGAACUCUGAGAUAAGGGUAAGGUAUAAGAACAGUUUAUAGAAUCUAUUCUAGAUAAUGGGGUCACUAUCUCUGUAGUUAGUUAGAGUGCAUGCAGAGGAUACAGAUUACAACAAUCUUUUUUUCAUUUUCAACUUAAGUGAUUUUUCCUUUAAUCAAUUAUUAUGGAAGCACUAUUCCUUUCCCUUCCCACAAUCACCGUUACCAAUUCCAAUCUCAACUACCCUUCUCUCAGUGCCGCUUCUGGUUAUGCCUCACUCUCUUCCUUACAACACCGUCCUUCUUCCUCAACCAUACUCUUCACUAUGAAGAAGAGUGUUGUUCGUGUGCAAGCUGAGAAUGAAGAUUUUGAAUUGAAGCAAGUGAGGGAUAUGGCUGCUGCCAAAAAGAGAUGGGAAGCUCUGCUCCGGGAAGAAAAAAUUAAGGUUCUUACACCAAAGGAAGCUGGGUAUGCAGUUCAGCUUUCAAACAAGCCCCUUCUUGAUGUCCGCCCCUCGAAUGAACACAGCAAGGCAUGGGUGAAAGGUUCGACCUGGAUUCCAAUAUUUGAUGUCGAUAAUGGGCUAGAUAUUGGAACUAUUCCUAGAAAAGUUUCAAACUUUGCUAUGGGCGGUUGGUGGAGUGGCAUGCCUACAUUGUCUUUUGACAACUCGUUCUUACCCAAAGUUAUGGAGAAGUUCCCCAAAGAUGCAGAAUUAAUUGUUGCAUGCCAGAAGGGACUGAGAUCACUAGCUGCAUGUGAACAACUGUACAAUGCUGGCUACACAAACCUAUUCUGGGUUCAAGGAGGCUUCGAGGCUGCUGAAGAAGAGGAUCUUGUAGUGGAGGGUUCAGUGCCACUCAAGUUUGCUGGAAUCGGUGGUGUCUCGGAGUUCCUUGGUUGGACAGAUCAACAGAGAGCCGCUGCAGCCAAGGAAGGCUGGGGAUACAGAUUAGUGUUUUCUGCACGCCUGAUUGGACUAUUUCUUGUUGCCGACGCAUUAUUUAUCGGUGCUCAGCAAGUUGGACGCUAUCUUCAGGAAAUCAGGACCCAUUGAGAUUCUACGGCUACAUUUGAGUUAUUGAUUAGUCCUUGUGUAGACAAUGUUCUUUGUUGUGGAUGAGAAAAUAGAGACAACAGGCUGGGGAACUCAAUUUUGAAUCCCGACCCUCAGCAGACCCUCCUUUUGUUAGAUUUACUAGCCAGGUUCUAUCUGGAAUUUAUGUCACUACAUGAUUAUAAAUGCAAGUUUAGCUGGGAUGCAAUUUUAGUUUAGGUUUCUUCCAUGUGGCUAUGCACUUAUACAUAUGCUUUUUCGGCCAAAAUGUUGUAUGUAUCUUAGAAAUUUCCAGAACCCAAAAAAUGUCAUGAUACUGCUUCAUUAAUGUUAAUAUUUUCGCAUGUGUAUGUGUAUUGAAGCCGUUGAUA